Messenger RNA from Prinia subflava (tawny-flanked prinia), 8279 nucleotides. It is a transcript of the gene RAMP3, whose product is annotated as receptor activity modifying protein 3. The transcript is spliced from 4 exons. Gene Ontology annotation, cellular component: cell surface; signaling receptor complex; membrane. The coding region runs from base 264 to 674 and encodes 136 amino acids. The record is from RefSeq and is a predicted model, not a curated record. Gene Ontology annotation, biological process: intracellular protein transport; cellular response to hormone stimulus; G protein-coupled receptor signaling pathway. Gene Ontology annotation, molecular function: coreceptor activity. Lineage: Eukaryota; Metazoa; Chordata; Aves; Passeriformes; Cisticolidae.
CAGAGCACACUCACACGUGCCUGCCCCGGCCCGGCCGCCGGGCCCGCCCCGCCGGCGCUGGGAGCACCGGGGGCGGGGGAGCUGCUCCGCUGUGCGCCCGCCCCCGUUGCCGCCGCCGCCGCCGCCCGGGGCUGUACGCCGAGGCUUGAAGAGGAGCCUCCCCGGCGGGCGGGUCGAGGCAGGUUCGGACUAUCUGCGGUUGUGGACCGGCCGGCACAUGCGGGCUCCGUGCCCCGCGACCGCACGCUGCCUCCCGCUCCGGGAUGGAGGCGCAGGGCAGCCGCUGGCGGCAGCUUCCUGUCCUGCUGCUCUGGGUUAAUGGUUUAAUGACGCUUGGAUUCGCAGGUGCACAUCAACAGACUGAGCUCUGCAAUGAAUCUCUCAUGUUAGAAAAGUUGCCUACCUGUGGAAAAUCCUUUGAAGAGAUGAUGAAGAAAGUGGACUCAAAAAAGUGGUGCAACCUGACAGAAUUUAUCAUGGAAACAGAUUGGUUUUUAACCAUCACUGUGAAAAUACGUCAUUGUUUUCAUCAGCCAAAGAGGAGUUUGAUAAAGGCUAAGAAAAUACCCUACUACUUGGCUGUGGGAAUACACAAGACAGAGAGUCAAACAGACUUGAUUAGCAUAGCUGGUUUGAUAAUGAAGAUGCCAUGGCAGGAACAAACAGAACUGUGAAAAUUAUAGAAGAUGGGAUUAAACCUGCUUACAGGAAGAGAGAAGAUUCAGUCAACUUCUGGAAGCAAAGAGUUGUUGUAAAAUGCAUGAGCUGUCUGUGUGAUUUUUAACUUGAUUAUUGUAGUAGAAAUUAUUAACCUGUCUGAAAUAGUAUAUAAGCUUUUGGGAAACCUGAGUAAAAUGGAAUUCUGAUCACCAAAUCGCCAAUAAUUGGUGCUCCAUGUGACCAGAGAAGAACCGGCUACCUGACAGCAAUUGGUGACACCCCUGGAACAGAUUGUGACGGUGAAAGAACUGCGUUUGGGCCUGCAAUCGCCUGUAUGCUGCGACGUGACAGGUGAGCCAGGAGAACUCAAGGUAUGGGACAGGAUGUGUCCAACGAGAGAGACAUUAAUAAAACCAUGCUAUGCUUGCUGAGCAAGCAUGGAUUCCCCAUCCUUAAGCAGGACCUUAAGUUGGUCCUACGAUGGGUGUCACGCAUAGUCCCCGAUACCCCUUUCUCUAUUUUUACUCUUCGCCACUGGGACAAGGUCGGUGUAAAGCUCUACAACCUGGCUACGCUACCUGGCCACGAGCCAGAACUACACUUGCUUCCUGCCUGGAGGGCAGUCACAGACAUGAUUAAAGAAGAGGAGGGGAGUGAGGCAGCGUGCGAGGCUACCAUGGAGACAGCCCCAGCGGCUGUGCUGGACUGAAACCUGCCCAGGUCCCGUCCCCCGUCCGCACCCCUUCCCCGACAAACACCAGGGAUAGAGUCCAGCUACCACCUGCAACCCUACUGGUAUCCCACCAGCAACCCCAGAGCCGCCGAACACUAAUUGCUUAUGAGGACUCUGACUCUAGCAGUGAUGGAGAGUCUUAUGACCCCAGCCCUGAAAAAGAUCUGGACUUAUUUCCUUCAAAUGUGCAUAACAACUGGUUAAGGAUAAAAAAGAAAGCCCUUAAAGAUAGAUACUUUAAUACUACAGCAGAAAUACUUGUAGUCCCUGUACGAUUCGGUCCGAGGGGGGCGAAAUUCACAAGGGGAGCCCUUGGGCCACUCAGAAGUUAAGGAACUGCGCCGUACCGCGGCAAAAUAUGGUCUGGGGUCCUCUUCAGUAAUUUGUUGAGAGCAACUUUCACUACUCACCUCAUGACCCCUCAUCAUGUUAAAUCCUUAGCAAACCUUUUGCUCACCCCAAUGCAAUAUGCGAUAUUCAUAACACAAUAGAAAAGGAGACUGGAGAAAUUAAUUGUAACGUAUUCAGGGCAUGUAAACCAAGCCCUGGUUGCCUUAACUAUUGAUAACUUAGCGGGGGUUGAGUGCAUACCAAUCUUAAUGGCCAGGCUGCCUUGCCGAGAGAAGCCCUGGAAGGGAUCACAGAGGCAGCUCAUUUUGCAUUUCUUAAAGUCCCUGAUGCAAAAACCCCCGCAACAGUCCUUCAUAAAUAUUAAACAGGCUCCCCAAGAACCCUAUAUGCAGUUUGUGAACAAAUUGAAACAAGCACUAGAGAAAAAGAUUGAUAAUGACCAAGCCAGGGAAGUUGUGCUCCUUUAACUGGCUGUAGAAAAUGCUAACGAUGACUGUAAACGCCUCUUGAAAGCCCUGCCCCCAGAACCUGAGCCCACACUGCUUCAAAUGAUAGAAGCCUGCAACCGCCUGGGGGCAUUGCAGCACACUACAGCAGUGACCUAUCAAGCUGUAAGACAAGGCAUGGCUGAUGCUUUUGCUGCUUUAAAGAUAAUACCCAAAAGGCAGCCAGUUUGUUUCAGCUGUGGGGAGCCCGGGCACAUUAAAAAAGACUGUCAAAAGGCACAAAACCCGAGAACACCGAGUAUGUGCCCUCGCUGCCAGAAAAGUCCUUACUUUGCUAAUUCCUGUCGCUCUAAAUUUCACAAAAAUGGCCAGCCUUUGCAGGGAAACUCAUCUCACAGCGUGGGAUAGCGACGCAUGAAGACACAAGUCCCACAGCCAACCCAGCAGCUGUCGCAACCGGAACCAACCUUCAGCUUCCAGCCAGCGCAGGCCCUGCCUGCCAGACCAUCUCCGACCUACGUCCAGCAACCCCAGGGAGCACCAGACUGGACAUUUCAACCCGUGAUACAGUAACGUUGACGAAUUCCUCAGUGUUUUGUCUCCCCACAGGAAUUUACGGACCUUUGCUACCAGGUCACCAUGCUUUGCUUUUAGGUAGAUCUUCUACCUCAGUAACAAGAUCGUUUGUUUUAGCAAGAGUUAUUGAUUCUGACACAGUUGGGGAAAUAAAAAUCAUGGCUUGGACCCCACAGCCUGCCUGCAUGAUCCUGGUAGGGACCAAAAUCGCCCAGCUUGUACUUUUCCCAGCAGCCCCCUUAUCCACACCCCCAAUAACUAAUCAGCGGGGAAGCAAGUUUAGUUCAACAGGGGUACCACAAAUGUUUUAGACACAGCGCGUAACUCCUGAAUGUCCUAUAUGCCAAUGCAAAGUGUCUCUGAGAAGCAAAGAUUUAAUUUUAACCAGACUCAUUGACACGGGCGCAGAUAUUAGUCUUAUCUCCCAAAAUCAAUGGCGUAAUGAUUGGCCAUUAAAGCCUGUCCCCCAGGUCCUCUCAGGGGUGAGUAGAAACAGUCAAAGCUAUCAAAGCCAACACCUGGUACAGGUCACAGAGCCUGAGAAGAGAGUAGCUACUGUCAGGCCUUAUGUGUUGUCUGUGCCGCUGAUUUUGUGAGAGAGAUGUUCUAUCUCAAUGGAGAAUUUUUAUGCAGUCACAUUUUAUAUAAGGGUCAUUGGGGCGUACGAUACUCCCAAACUGACUUGGAAAUUCUCUGAUCCAGUCUGAGUAGACCAAUGGCCCAUGUCAUUAGAAAAACUGCGCAUAUUAUAAGAACUUGUCCAGGUACAGCUGAAAAAGAGACACAUAGUCCUAUCUAAUAGCCCUUGGAAUUCUCCCAUGUUUUUAAUUAAAAAGCAGUCUGAGGAGUGGAAGCUGUUGCAUGAUUUGAGGAAAAUAAACGAAGUAAUUGAAAGAAUGGGGCCCCUACAGCCAGGCCUCCCUUCAAUUUCUAUGAUUCCUAGAAAUUAGCAUCUAACAGUAAUUGAUUUAAAGGAUUGUUUUUUUGACAUUCCGCUGCAUCCAGAUGACGCACCCAAAUUUAGCUUUUCUGUGCCGAGCAUUAAUAUGUAGGCACCACUAAAUCGAUAUCAUUAGUUAUCACUUCCCCAAGGAAUGUGAAAUAGCCCAAUUUCACAUUGGUAUGCCAGUGGUACGUGGCAAAAACCCUGAGCCCAAUCUGGGAAAGAAUGCCUGAUGUUCUGUUGUAUCAUUAUAUGGAUGAUAUUCUUAUCUUUGCAGAAGCUGUGAGUUGAAUGAAGGAAGCAGUGCAGACUGUCUGCCAAGCUGUUACCUCAGCAGGCCUCACCAUUGCUUCUGAGAAGGUUAAAAAGACAUCUCCCUGGAAAUAUUUGGGCUGGUGAAUAAGCAUGCAUUCUAUUUCUGCACAACCCCUGCAAAUUUCAACUGAAAGCAAAACUUUACAUGAUGCACAAAAAUUGCUGGGAACAAUGAAUUUGGUCCGUCCCUUGCUUGGGAUUUCAAAUGCAGAUUUAGAGCCAUUGUUUGCCCUCCUUUGCCCUCCUUUGCCAAUGCCCUCCAUUGUUUGGGAGGAGAGCACAACCUCUUAUCGCUCAGAUGCCUAAACAAAGAAGCACAAAUUGCGCUUCAAAAGGUAGCUGAUGCUAUCUCUCAGAGGCAAUCAGAUAGGUGGGCUCCCAAACUGCCACUGUGGCUAAUCAUUCUGAAUCCUAACAAACAGCCUUAUGUCUUAAUAUUUCAGUAGGACUCAGAAAAACCAAACCCUCUGCUAAUUAUCGAAUAAGUCUUUUUGCCUAACAAUAUGCCCAAGACUAUUUCCAUGCAAGAUGAACUUAUGGCCAUGUUCAUUGUCAAGGCUCGUCAAAGACUGACCUCUUUGGCUGGGAAAGAUUUUGAUCGUAUCUAUCUACCUCUCACAAUAUUUUAUUUGAAUUAGUUACUACUGAUGUCUGAAAAAUUGCAGAUUGUGUUAACAGAUUACCCAAGGCAGAUAUCUAUCCAUCCACCUAAACAUAAAUUGUUAAAUUCGUCUUUUAAUUUAAUCCCCAAGCCAAAGAAAAGUGAGACUCCUUUGCAAGCUAUGACAAUAUUCACAGAUGGGUCUGGGAAAACUCAUAAAUCAGUGAUUGUAUGGAGAGACCCUGAAACUGGAACUUGGCAGUCUGGUAUUGCUGUUGUUGAAGGGUCUCCACUAAUAGUGGAGUUAACUGCUGUGGUCAGAGUGUUUCAGAAAUUCAGCACACCUUUUAAUCUGAUUACUGACUCCGCAUAUGUUUCAGUUAUUGUACAUAGAGCAAAGAAUUCUGUUUUAAAAAAUGUUAAAAAUUACAUUCUUUUUUCCUGGUUAAAACUGCUGGUCUCUCUGUUAGACCAAAGGACAACUCCUCACUUUGUGAUGCAUAUCAGGUCACAUUCCAAUUUACCCGGCUUUCUCACUGAAGGUAAUGCUCAGACAGACUUGUUAACCUUGUCACUGCAGCAUGUUUUACCUAACAAAAUAGAACAAGCUAAACUGAGUCACUCCUUUUUUCACCAAAAUGCUGAAGCUUUAGUAAGACUUUUUAGAUUAACUCCAGCACAAGCCUCUAAUAUAAUUUCUAUAUGCCCUGACUGUCAGUGUUGCUCCCUUCCUAAUUGUGAACACAGAAGUCAACCCGAGAGGUCUACAGAGCCUUAAAUUUGGCAAACAGAUGUGACACAUAUUCCUGAAUUCGGCCGCUUGAAAUUUGUGCAUGCUUCUAUUGAUACCUUUUCAAGUGCUCUGUUUGCCUCAGCUCACACGAGAGACAGAGAAAGACGCUUGCCGUCAUUUCGCUGCUGCCUUUGCCACCUUAAGAAUUCCACAACAGAUUAAGACAGAUAAUGGAUCCACAUACAUUUCCAGUAGAGUUGCAAACUCCUCUUUAUAGAGUAUCACCCAUAAAAAGAGCAUACCUCACUCACCCACAGAAUUAUAGAACUCACUCACCCAAUUAUAGAACGCGCCCAUGGCUCUCGCAAAUGUCUCCUGAUACAACAAAAGGGGGAGCCAGGGAAACUCCUGCUGAAAGAUUAUGCAAAGCCCUGUAUGUUUUUAAUUUCUUGAAUUGUUCAAUGACCGACUUAAAUCCUCCUAUGACUAGGCAUUUUACAUCAUCCACAUCGCUUUCCUGCAAGGAGAAACCACCAGUACUAAUCCAUGACCCAGAAUCUGGUGAAAUCCUUGGCCCUUACCCUUUGAUCACCUGGGGGAGGGGCUAUGCUUGUAUCUCCUCAGAAGAAAGACCUCGCUGGAUUCUGGCAAAAAAUGUAGCCAUUCUGAGAACCUCUACUGAUAGCUGAUGGAGGCCAGGAUGCCACCAAGCCCCUGGGAGAGGAGGAGGAGGAGGAACCCCACUCAGACUGCAGUUGAUGACAUGCUUAGUCCUACCUGGAAAGGAAACUGUGAACUUUGGGUUUGGUGUCAGUGGUGUCAGUGUAAAGGGUGUGGGAAUUGGUGAUAUCACAGAGCCCUUUUUGGCAAAAGCAGGUAAAACAGGUAUAAAACCAUUGAAUUUUUAGUUACAACUGGCCACCAGGAAAGGAUAGUCCUCACCUCCCUAGGGAAGUUUUGAAGAAAUCCAAAAAUAGCCAUGUUUGCACAAUAAAGUGCAGUCAGAACAACUAAGUGCCUGAUAUUUAUCUAGUCCUUGAAUGAGGACCAAAAGGGGAUAAGCUAAAAAAGGUUUUUUUCUUUUUACCACCACAUAGUUCUAAACAAACAAACAAAGGCACAAUGGAGUUAAAUCGAAUGCUAUUCUUACUAGCAUUGCUUGCUUUUUAUAGCACAGCCUGGUCUGCUGAUCAACCCAAAACAAAUGUUUGAAUAACUCUAGCUAAUGCAACCAAACAAGAUACCUUAUGCCUGGCCACCGCAUCCCCAGAAAAUCCAUUUUCUACCUGUUUAGUCGGUUUUCCAUUAGAUGGCUGGCCAAUACCAGAAACUACCAAAAGUAUUGUACAGAGCUCAAACCCCAUUGAUACAUGGACUCCUUACCUUUCUAUAACACCCCUGGAGCCACAAGAAUUAGAACUCCUGAGUUCUGUCAAAAUGGAUUUUUUGUGUUAAUUUUGAUUACACAGGAAAAAAUCAGUCAAAGCCUGAGAUGUUUCUCCCUAUCAUCCUGCAUAUAAGAAUCAGACCUCUUGGUGCAAUUACACUUCUGGCAGCCCUUCUAAAUCCAGCAACACCCCCCUGUGGCUGCCAUCAGGAAUGUUUCUGGUUUGUGGGGAUUGGGCCUGGGCUGCUAUCCCUUCACACAUAAAGAGAGGUCCCUGUAGUUUAGGAUGACUGACUGUGGUAACACCAAAUAUGUCCAUGAUUUUACAGCACAAAUAUCCCCGCAGAAUAAGGCACAGUCUGCAUGCAUUUGAUGAAUACUGCGAUGAUGACUUAUCUUUGUAGUCUGUGACCCAGAUGAAUUUAGCUUCUUUGCUUUUGCCAAGACUGGCUGCAAAAAAGGCCUUAAGUCAAUUAAAUAAGAUAGCCUGCUGGCUGGCAAAACAGAUGAAUGCCACCAGCUCAGCUUUAUCAAAUUUAUUAAUGGAUAUUAACAGUAUAAAGCAUGCAACUCUUCAAAACCAUGCCGCCUUUGGCUUCAUCCUCCUUGCCCAAAGCCAUGGAUGUGAAGAUUUCAAUGGAAUGUGUUGUAUUAAUCUUUCAGAUCACUCAGAAUCUGUUCAUAAAAGCAUUCAGCAGCUAAAGGACAGUGUGUUCAAACUAAAGGUAGAAUCUGGAUCUUGGCUAGAUAACCUGUUUAGUGGCUGGGGUUUGACACUUUGGCUAAAAGAUUUUCUUCAGAUAGGAAUGCAUGUGAUGAUUUUAAUAAUAAUUGUAUUAGUUAUGAUACCUUGCUUGCUUCAGUGUGUGCAGAGAUUAAUUAAUAAAGCCAUCAAGGGGGUGUUCUUGGUUGAUACAGGACGGGGAGAUAUGGGAAUACACAAGACAGAGAGUCAAACAGACUUGAUUAGCAUAGCUAGUUUGAUAACCAAGAUGCCAUGGCAGGAACAAACAGAACUGUGAAAACUACAGAAGAUGGGAUUAAACCUGGUUACAGGAAGAGAGAAGAUUCAAUCAACUUCUGCAAGCAAAGAAUUGUUGUAAAAUGCAUGAGUUUUCUGUGUGAUUUUUAACCUGAUUAUUGUAGUAGAAAUUAUUAACCUGUCUGAAAUAGUAUAUAAGCUUUUGGGAAACCUGAGUAAAAUGGAAUUCUGAUCACCGAAUCAAUCUUCCUGUCUCUCAAUCAAUUGCCAAUACUUGGCUACUUACAGUGCUUAAAUAUAAUCAGACCCACCCAAACAGCUUUCUUAUGUCAAGGGUUUGUAACAUUUCAGGGGUGAUGUGCCAUGUUACGUUUUUCUUCCUCAAACUGAGGUAGAGUUUAACUGGACCCAAGAAGAUCAAUGAACUCAGCAGAUCCAGGAGCUGAGAAACUGCUACCUUUCCCAGGUGACAGUCACAGGAUGCUGGUCCCUCUGCUUCUGGUCUGCAGACAGUCUGUCUGGACAUUGUCCAAAAUCCGCUGACGAAAUAUU